Molecule: messenger RNA, 1051 nt
Organism: Harpia harpyja (harpy eagle)
Lineage: Eukaryota; Metazoa; Chordata; Aves; Accipitriformes; Accipitridae
Gene: MED19
Product: mediator complex subunit 19
Exons: 5
Coding region: 22-741 (239 amino acids)
Biological process (GO): positive regulation of transcription by RNA polymerase II
Cellular component (GO): mediator complex
Molecular function (GO): transcription factor binding; transcription coregulator activity
Source: RefSeq, a predicted model, not a curated record
CGCGCGGGGCACGCCGGGAAGAUGGAGAACUUCUCGGCGCUGUUCGGCGGGGCCGAGCCGCCGCCCGCCGCCGCCGCCGCCGCCGCCCUGGGCUUCGGGCCCGCCAAGGCGCCGGGCGCCGGGGCCGCGCCGCCCCCCGCCGCCGCCGCCGCGCCGCCGCCGGGCGAGGACGCGGCCCGCAAGGCCGCCGCCGGCCCCUUCUACCUGCUUCGGGAGCUGCCAGGCACCACGGAGCUGACGGGCAGCACCAACCUGAUCACGCACUACAACCUGGAGCACGCCUACAACAAGUUCUGCGGCAAGAAGGUGAAGGAGAAGCUCAGCAACUUCCUCCCCGACCUGCCCGGCAUGAUCGACCUGCCCGGCUCCCACGACAACAGCAGCCUGCGCUCCCUCAUCGAGAAGCCCCCCAUCUGCGGCAGCUCCUUCACCCCCCUCACCGGCACCAUGCUGACGGGCUUCCGCCUCCAUGCUGGCCCGCUGCCCGAGCAGUGCCGGCUGAUGCACAUCCAGCCGCCCAAGAAGAAGAACAAGCACAAGCACAAGCAGAGCCGCACCCAGGAUCCUGUCCCCCCAGAAACCCCCUCGGACUCCGACCACAAGAAGAAAAAGAAGAAAAAAGAGGAGGAUCCAGAACGGAAGAGGAAAAAGAAAGAGAAGAAGAAAAAGAAGAACCGGCACAGCCCGGAGCACCCGGGGGUGGGCAGCUCCCAGGCCAGCAGCAGCAGCAGCUUGCGGUGAGGCCGCACCGGCACCACCCCGGGGAUCCCCCAGCCGACCGGAACGGCCCUGACUGACCUGGGAGGGACUCGUCCCUCCCGCAGUGCUCGGCAGGGGGGCUCGGGCUGGCCUGUUCCCCCCCACCCCCACCUCCGGCAGAGAGGACACCCCCGCAGCCCCCCACUUGCGUUGUGCAGCCAGCCGGGACCAGGGGACACGGACUCUGCUGGCACUGGGGUUGCCGACCUUGGCCUUUUUUACCAAAACAACCUGGUGCAUUGGGGGGGGUCUCUCUUUUUUAGUCACCUUUUAAUUAAAGUCUCUGCUCUGA